Molecule: messenger RNA, 3452 nt
Organism: Pseudonaja textilis
Lineage: Eukaryota; Metazoa; Chordata; Lepidosauria; Squamata; Elapidae
Gene: AACS
Product: acetoacetyl-CoA synthetase
Biological process (GO): positive regulation of insulin secretion; lipid metabolic process
Molecular function (GO): acetoacetate-CoA ligase activity
Source: RefSeq, a predicted model, not a curated record
GACCGGCGAAGUGGUGGGGCUCCGUAGAGUGAAGCGGGCAGCGGAGGCGAAGCCGGGGCUGUGCUCAGUUUGUCGACGAUGUCUGGGGAGCUGGAGAUCAUGGAAGCGCAGCGGAUGUGGGAGCCGGACUCCAAGCGCAACACCAGCAUGGACCGCUUCAGGGCGGCGGUCACCGCGGCUUACGGCAUCCGCUUAGCCAACUACAGCGAGUUGUACCACUGGUCUGUACAGCAUUAUUCGGAUUUCUGGGCAGAGUUUUGGAAAUUCAGCGGGAUUGUCUUUUCUCGGCUUUAUGAUGAGGUGAUCGAUCCCUCCAAGAGCAUCGUGGAUGUUCCCGAAUGGUUUAAAGGCAGCCGUUUAAACUAUGCCGAAAACCUUCUGAAGCACGAGGAGAACGAUAAAAUCGCCCUCUAUGCCACACGGGAAGGCAAGGAAGAGAUCGAAAAAGUGACUUUUGAAGACCUGAGGCACCGCGUGGCUUUCUACGCUGCGGCCAUGAGGAAAUUGGGGGUGCAUCCUGGAGACCGGGUUGUGGGUUACCUGCCCAAUGGUAUCCACGCGGUGGAGGCUAUGCUGGCUGCUGCCAGCAUCGGGGCCAUCUGGAGUGCGACGUCGCCGGAUUUUGGCAUCAACGGCGUCCUGGAUCGGUUCUCCCAAAUUCAACCCAAGCUAAUCUUCUCCGUCGAAGCCGUCAUCUACAACGGGAAACGCCACAACCACCUGGAAAAGCUUCAGAGUGUCGUCAAAGGACUUCCGGAUCUGAGAAAAGUCGUUGUCAUCCCCUAUGUAUCUUCAAGAGAGUCCAUAGAUAUUUCCAGAAUCCCAAACAGCGUGUUUUUAGAAGACUUUCUUGGAACAGGCAAGGGAGACCACGUGCCUCAGCUGGAGUUUGAGCAGCUCCCCUUCAGCCACCCACUUUUCAUCAUGUACUCCUCAGGCACAACGGGCGCCCCGAAAUGCAUGGUGCACUCUGCAGGGGGGACUUUGAUUCAGCACCUGAAAGAACAUAUCCUUCACGGGAACAUGAGCAGUAAUGACGUCAUCAUAUACUAUACCACGACCGGUUGGAUGAUGUGGAACUGGCUGGUGUCUGCUCUCGCGGUGGGAGCCUCUGUGGUCCUGUACGACGGCUCCCCCCUGGUUCCUUCGCCCAAUGUCUUGUGGGACUUGGUGGAUCGAUUAGGGAUUACCAUCCUUGGGACGGGUGCCAAGUGGUUGGCAGUGCUUGAAGAGAAGAAUCUGAAGCCAUGUGAAACCCACAAUCUUCAAACCCUCCACACCAUCUUGUCCACCGGGUCGCCUCUCAAGCCUCAAAGUUAUGAGUAUGUCUACAAGCACAUCAAGAGCACUGUCCUCCUGGGCUCCAUUUCAGGAGGCACCGAUAUAAUUUCGUGUUUUAUGGGUCAUAAUGUGACCAUCCCAGUUUACAAAGGCGAGAUCCAGGCACGGAAUCUUGCAAUGGCGGUAGAAGCAUGGAAUGAACAAGGGGAACCUGUUUGGGGAGAAAGCGGUGAGCUGGUUUGCACCAAACCUAUGCCUUGCCAACCCACACAUUUUUGGAACGAUGAAAACGGCAACAAAUACCGAAAGGCGUAUUUUUCCAGAUUUUCAGGUGUUUGGGCCCACGGAGACUACUGCAAGAUUAACCCCCAGACGGGUGGGAUCGUCAUGUUAGGCCGCAGUGACGGCACGCUGAAUCCGAGCGGAGUGCGGUUUGGCAGUUCAGAGAUCUAUAACAUUGUGGAAGCGUUCGAGGAAGUCUCUGACAGCCUCUGUGUCCCACAGUACAACAAGCACGGUGAGGAAAGAGUGGUCCUCUUCUUGAAGAUGGGCACCAACCACGAGUUCAGUCCCGAUUUGGUGAAGCGCAUCAGGGAAGCGAUUCGGGCGGCCCUUUCGGCUCGUCACGUGCCCAGUCUUAUUCUGGAAACGGGAGGGAUUCCGUACACCAUGAAUGGGAAGAAGGUGGAAGUGGCCGUUAAACAGGUCAUCGCUGGCAAGGAAGUGGCCAAGCGGGAUAUCUUUUCGAACCCGGAGGCGCUCGAUCUCUACCGUAAUAUUCCUGAGCUGCAGGAUUUUUGAAGGCACCUCGUCUCUUCCCGUCUCUUGGUCACCGUUGUAAAAAGGACUCCAAUUUUGCAGAAAGAUGAAAAGAAGUUUUUUUGGGUUGGUGAUCCUGGGCUGGUGUUCCUUUUCAUGGGACCAUCUAAUCCAGGGAUUUCCAACCUUGGCAACUUUAAGACUUGUGCAACUUCAACUCCCAGAAAUUCCUCAGCCAAAGCUGGCUGGGGAAUUCUGGGAGUUGAAGUCCAGAAGUCUUAAAUGUUGGCUAAGGUUGGAGAUCCUUGGACUUUCAUGGGUCUGUGGGAUGUUUUUUUUAAAUCCAAUCCAAUGGCACUUUUGGUGCAGGUUUUAGGUUUUGGUGAAGGGUCAGAGGAGGGGAGGAAAAAAACACCCCCCCCCCCCCAAGCAUAGAAUUAAAAGCAAAAGUUUUUAAGUUUUUAAAGUUUGAGGAAGCCUAUGGCAACAUUAAAGUGUCUGCACUCCUGCUGGCUGGGGAAUUCUGGGAACUGGAGUCCAGGCAGUUGCAAAGGUUGAAAGACACAAAUGCUUAGGUAUUUACAAGGCAAUUGUAGAUCUUUCAUGACUGAGAUCCUUGUUUUUAGAGUCACAUCUUUUCAACAGGUAGGAAUUUUGAGCUCAGUUUAUUUUGCUUCUAAUUGAGGAUACUUCAUUAGCCAAGGAUCCUUUAAAACGGUUUCCUCUAUGUGGCCAGGAGUUCCAAAGGCACUGACAAAAACAACAUGUUGCUUGUUGAUGUCCUAUGGAACCAAUACAACAAUUGCACUUAAACCGCCUGGAGGAAAAAAAUUCAGAAGAAUUCACUUUGAGGUCAGGAAUAAGGACUCUGAUCCAUAUGGUGCAGUGAGAUGGAGCAGACCCAGCCUCCACACCUGCCAGGUAGGAGUUUGGAGUCCAGCAGUUCUUGGAUAAGGGAGGCCCUAUCCUUUCUCGUCCAAGUGUGAGAAAGCGAUUGUGCAAUGGGCUUGUUUAAAAGUGGGUGUAAACACAAAUAUUGGGUGGAGGGAGAAUUCUAGAAGGUGAGUUCUGACUUACCUGAAAAGGAAGCCUCGUGGUUUGAGGCUUGUGGCUAAUAUAUAUAUAUAUAUAUAUAUAUAAAAACUGUUUAUUCCUUUAUUAUUAUUAUUAUUAUUAUUUUUAAAUGAAUUUUUUAAGGGCAUAAAAAGGACUAAAAAUGUGGUCGGGGUGCUCUAUAGCUGACUUGGUUUGUCAACAAGCGUUUUCUUCCCCUAAAAAAUGGUUACGAGCCUAUGGAAAUAGGCCAAUUAAUUACACAUUUCUAAAGGAAGUUCUAGGUAUAAAAAAAGAACAGGAAUUGAAGGGGAGGGGAAUUGAAUGAAUGGUGGGCAAAUUUUAUUUCCUUUUUUUAA